Molecule: messenger RNA, 3546 nt
Organism: Rhipicephalus sanguineus (brown dog tick)
Lineage: Eukaryota; Metazoa; Arthropoda; Arachnida; Ixodida; Ixodidae
Product: spidroin-1
Exons: 8
Coding region: 1-3546 (1181 amino acids)
Source: RefSeq, a predicted model, not a curated record
AUGGGAGCAACACUGAUCUGGUUUGCCUCCCUCCUCGCUCUUAACCACACCGCAUCAGUGUUGUCCUCGCAGACGCCGCAGCUGCAGCGCCGGCUUGGACUGGCUCGCAUCGAGCUGCCGGAGCCGAAGCUAAAGGGACUGGCACAUCGGCUGCUCCAGGUGAAGCGAGGGUUCCUGUCGGCGCAAGUGACUGCUAGCGAUGGCCACCUGAUUGGACUCAGCUUCAAAGUGAAGCACGGCCACAAGCCCGGCUACCACCUGAACGUCGGCCAAGUGCACAGCAAGAAAGGCUGGGAUGGACCCGGCUAUAGGAAGAAGGGAUGGGAUGCCCUCGACUCAAGCAACCUGCCCUACAGCAGCUACUCGGCGGGGCCCUACAGCUCCUAUGGCAGCCAGAACUACCAGAGCAUGUUCCGCGGCGCCCACGGGCUGUCUCUUGGCCACGCGUCGUCGAUGUACUCGGAAGGGCUACAAUCCUACGACUACAAGGACGCGGCCUCCUUUGGCUACCCCUUUUCUGGCUAUCAGGUUCCAGGUUAUGCGACAACGCUGUCAAAGCUUCCAUUCACCAAGCUAGUAGACUCAGUGCCAACCGUGCUGCCCGGAGUUUCUGGUGUCUACGAGCAAGCUACCAUUGUGAGCGCGCCGGUGCAAACGCCCACUAUCGUGCAGAGCUUUCCUGUGGCAAAGACCAUCAGCGGACACGCCAAAGUGCCUGUUGCACACAUUGUACACAAGUCGCACUACGUGAUGCACACUGUAAAGCCGGUGUCUUCCAUAGGAGUGCUAAAGACACCGAUAUAUGCGGCCACCGGGGCUGGAGAGCUUUACCCGAUAGACAUCGACGGCAGCACCUACCAAGAAGAUGAUGCAGGCGGUGCAGAAGACGUGCAAAGCGGGGCCGGAUAUGGAAACGGGGACACUGCAGGUUCACAGAACGGAGAAUCUCAAGAGGGUCAGUCUAACGGCGACGGUGGUGGUGUUAACGGAAAUGGCGGUGCAACAGCAUCACGUAAUGGCGGUGCUUUUCAAAGGGGUCAUUUCAACCGCGGCGGCGGUGGGGGCGGGAAUUAUGGCCGAGCAAACGGUGCAGCAGGAGGCUCUAGCAAUAGCGGAUUUAACGGCGGUGGGGUAGGAAAAUACGGUCAUGGAAACGGCGCCGCAGGAGGCUUUAACAAUGACGAAUUCAACGGAGGGGGCGGUGGCAGCGGCGGCAGCAGCGGUGGUGGAAAUUAUGGCCAAGGAAACAGUGCAGCAGGAGGCUCUGACAGCGGCGGGUUUAUCGGCGGUGGCGGAGGAAACUACGGCUAUGGAAACGGCGCCAGUGGAGGUUUUAACAAUGGCGGAUUCAAUGGCGGGAGUGGCGGCAGCAGCAGCAGAGGUGGUGGAAAUUAUGGCCAAGGAAACAGUGCAGCAGGAGGCUCUGACAGCGGCGAAUUUAGCGGCGGUGGCGGAGGCAAAUACGGCUAUGGAAACGGCGCCAGUAGAGGUUUUAGCAAUGGCGGAUUGAACGGUGGGGGCGGCGGCAGCAGCAGGGGCGGGGGAAAUUAUGGCCAAGGAAACGGUGCAGCAGGAGGCUCUGACAGCGGCGAAUUUAGCGGCGGUGGCGGAGGCAAAUACGGCUUUGGAAACGGUGGAGGAGCAGGUUUUAUCAAUGGCGGAUUCAACGGCGGUGGCGGCGGCGGUAAUGGUGAAAAUUACGGCGAAGGAAACGGCGCUGUGGCUGGCUUUGGUGAUGGUGCAGUACAAAGGGGCCACUCUAGCAGUGGAGGCGGCGGCAAGUACGGCGGCGGAAGCAGAUUUAGACAAGGACUCGAAAACAGUGGAGAGGGAUCUCAAGAAGGCUACGGCAACAACGUUCCUAGUGGAGGCAGAGGCUACGAAAACGGAGGCGGCACGCAGGGUUUUCCUCCCGGGCUUGGACACCCUGGAGGCGGCAACGGUGAGGGUCAAGACCGCAACAGCUACAGCAGCGCAGGAGCAGGUCCUCAGCCAGGCUUCGCAAACGGUGGCUACCAAGGGGGCAAUGGCUUUUCUGGCGCAGCUGGUUCUGGAUACACCAAUAGUGGCUUUCAGGGUCCACAACAACAUGCUUUUCCUCAAGCAGUAACUGGAUUUAAAGACGUCCAGUUACUCACUCCAUUAGCCGGAGGCCUCAGUCAGAAGCAGGGAUAUCAAGCAGCACAGCCUGUAGAAUUGGUGUACGGGGGAGUGCGGGAAGGAGGGCUUCAAGCGCAGAUUCAACAAUAUCCAGACAUCCAAGGGCCAGAAGAAAGCAUAGUGCGAGGGCAGGUCAACAGGAACGCUCAGGGAGCGGGUAGUCCCCGAGGAAACGAAAAUCGCCAAGAAGGCUACAAAAACGGCUCUGGGUGGAAGCCUAUCAUUGACCCUAGAUACAACGCAAAGUUCAAUAGCGGUUCAAUUCGCAUAGGUGAAUUUGGCAGCCGUUUACAAGACGCACCGCAGGGCGAUAACGUGUUGAAAAAUGUGUACGGUGGUGUACGUGCAAAUGGUCAUUCAUCUUUUAACGGCGCUGCAGAUGGUUUGGUGAAUGGUGACCUCCAAGUAAAAGGCUCUCACCUUCAGUAUCCGAAAUAUCGGUACAGAAAUCAAGGAUUCUUUGGAAAAAGUAACUUUCAAGGAAAUGGGGGAGGAAGGAAAUUGUCAGAAGGUUCAGGGGAAAGUUAUUUUUCUACGCAUUUUAAUGGAAAUGGUGGCGGGGCAGGAAACAGCGAUUUCGGCAGCGACGGAAACAGCGAAUUUCCAGCGAACGGCCGCACCAAGCAGUAUAAUGGAGGAGAAGGCAAUGGAAGAUCAAAUCACUUUAGGAAUGGCGAGGGCGUCGGAAGACAACAGAAUGAUUUUGAACAGGGCGAAGGCAGCCUGAGCAAUGGUGAUUCGGGGCCAGAACUAGUCAAAACUGUGAGUGAAGGUGUUCUUGCGAAGGAGGUUAAGACGGAAAGCUCGAGUGAUCUAAAGAAAGUUGUGGUACCUGAAUCUGUCGAGAUAAUGACGUCGACAGAAGAAAGUUCUGAAGAACAGGACAAUGACAAUGCUCCACCGCCGGCCCCUGAACCUAUUCGAAGCACAGAUUCUGGCUUGCCUGCUAAAGAACUGUUCGUUUCCGACGCCGGCGUCGGUGCGUCGGCCGCUUUGGUUGAACCGUCGCCGACGAAACCUGAUAGCAUUUCGUCUGAAGAAGUUGGCGAGUCAAAAGAAAAAGAUCCGCUGCCAGACACCUCAGAAGGUUCUUUAGAUAAAUCUGCCCUCCACGAUACUCGUGGAGGCUUCGAGGUGUACUAUGGUCAGAGGAGGAGGCCCAUCAGCUACAAGCAGGACCGAAUAUCUUCGUCGUACUUGAUUCCUGUGAGAGUUCCGUCGUCGCUCAAGUCAAAAAGAUCUUCUGGCUUCCCAGAGAUGGAGGAGGUGCGUGUCAACGGCUGGCGCUUCCUCAUUCAGCUGGAUUCUCUUGAUGUGACGUUCCGCCGUGUCGAGGACCUUCUUCAUCCAGUCGUCUAUGUUCUCGAUGGUGGUCUCAACAUUUAG